AUGCCAGGCCUGUGGAGAGCAAUCGCCCUGGAGACCCUUCUGGGCUAUGUCUCUUGGUCUCUCUAUCACGGACUGGGACCCAUGAUCUAUUACUUCCCCCUGCAAACACUGGAGCUCACGGGGCUGGAAUUGUUUGGUGUGGCCUUUCUCUCCCCGAUACUCUUAAUAAUUCCUCCAUUCUGGAAACUCGUUCAUCAGAAGUGGACACUCUCUCUGCUGAGGAUCGUCACUGUCGGCAGCAUAGCCUCCUUUGAGGCUCCGAAUGCCAAGUUUCGGUUGGUGGUCCUGGCACUUGGCGUGUCUUCUUCACUGAUAGUGCAAACUGUGAGCUGGUGGUCAGGAAGUGGAUUGCAAAGGUACCUCAAAAUCUGGGGAUUCAUUUUGGGACACAUGCUUCUUGUUGUCCUCCGCAUAUGGUACACAUCAUUAAACCCGAUUUGGAGUUAUCAGAUGCCCAACAGAGUGAUAUUGGCAUUGAGUGCCAUAGCUGUGUUUGAAGGCAUUGGCACAGAUGUUGACUACACCAACUCUGAGGGGAAGAAGCCCAGUGAGGUCACCAAGGGCAUGGCCUCUCGAUCUAGCUGGCUGUUGCCAGGUGCUGCCUUCGGGAGCCUCAUGUUCCUCACUCACUGGAUCUUUGGAGAGGUCUCUAUUGUUUCCAGAUGGGCAGUGAGUGGUCAUCCUCAUCCAGGUCCUGAUCCUAACCCAUUUGGAGGCGUGGUUCUGCUGGGCUUGGCAGGUGGGUUGAUGCUUUCAGGCUCAUCAUGGCUUCGUGAUGCUGGCUUAGCCUGGUGGGCAACAGGAGCAGCUUCGGCCGUGGGUCUCCUUUACCUAUGCACAUGGGCAGCAGCUGUUUCUGGAUGUGGACUGGCAGUCUUCACGGGGUCUAUGUGGCCUCAAGUACUUGGACAUCUUGUGAACUCAGGGACAAACCCUGGGGAAACCAUGGCCACUGGCAUGGCUGUUUAUCUUUUAGAGACAUUUUUCUGUGCCUGGUGCACAGCUUUUAAGUUUGUUCCUGGAGGUGUCUACGCUAGAGAAAGAUCUGAUGUGCUUUUGGGUGAGUACCUGUUAAUAGAUCCAAUUAAAGGAACAGAUACAACAAGUCCAAGCUAUGACUUCGGAGGCUCAGGUCUUCAGGUCCCUCCGGCCAAGCCAUCCACCCGUUUUCCACGCUCUAUCGAGCUGCUGUCCAUAGCUGAUGAAGGCUCUGGCCUACCACCCCGCCUGUGGAGUCUGGAAAGUUCACAUAAAGCCCAAAAGCUUCAAGGAGGCAAUCAGGCCCUAACGCUCCAGGGUCCCUUCGUUAUACGGGAGUUCCUGACCCUGUCCUUCCAUAAGCGAAGGCACUUAGCGUCGGGCUUGUGCCUGGUCCGCGUGGCGUGUCCCGGUCGCGGCGAGCCGGCUCCCGCCCGCCGCGGCCGCGCUGCCAAGGCGGGUGCCCUGCCCCGCGCCCCAAGCCCGGCCGGGGUCCCUACCUCGGGACCCUGGCUCUUUCCCGGCUCUGGAAAGGUGGAGCACUCCCCGCAAAAGAAGCUGCCACCUGAACUGCGGGAGGAGGGUCGAAGGGAGGGGGCAGGAAGGGCCCUGCCCACCGCCGCUGCGAAUUCCCCCUGCUCUCUCUCACCUCUGGUCCCUUCUGGGUCACCCUUCCCGUACUGCAGGAACUGGGGCCGGUACUUCUUCCUGUUCUCUUCCAAGCUGUCCCCAGGGGCAGACUUUAUUACCAUUCUGGAGAGCGAUGCUUCUAAGCCCUACAUGGGGAACAAUGACUUAACCAUGUGGCUGGGGGAGAAGCUGGGCUUCUAUACCGACUUUGGGCCAAGCACCAGGGAUCACACUUGGGGGAUUAUGGUGCUGUCCAGGUACCCAAUUGUGAGAUCGGAGCAUCACCUUCUUCCGUCGCCAGAGGGCGAGAUUGCACCAGCCAUAUCUCUGACCGUUAACAUCUCCAACAAACUGGUGGACUUUGUGGUAACACAUUUUGGCAAUCACGAAGAUGACCUUGACCGGAAGUUACAGGCUAUUGCAGUUUCAAAACUAUUGAAAAAUUCCUCAAACCAAUUGAUAUUUCUUGGCUAUAUCACUUCAGAACCUGGUUCCAGAGAUUACCUACAACUCACAGAACAUGGCAACGUGAAGGAUAUUGACAGCUCAGAUCGAGACAGAUGGUGUGAAUACAUCAUGUACCGUGGCUUGAUCAGGUUGGGUUAUGCAAGAAUUUCUCAUGCAGAACUGAGUGACUCUGAGAUUCAGAUGGCCAAGUUCAGGAUCCCCGAUGAUCCUGCCAAUUACAGAGACAACCAGAGAGUAGUCAUAGACCACAGAGGACUUCCCAAGAACGUUCAUUUCAACCCCAGAUUUGGCUCCUACAAAGAAGGGCACAAUUAUGAAAACAACCAUCGUUUUCACAUGAAUACACCCAAAUACUUCGUUUGA
This is a messenger RNA of Onychomys torridus (southern grasshopper mouse), 2439 nucleotides long. It is a transcript of the gene Cwh43, whose product is annotated as cell wall biogenesis 43 C-terminal homolog. Gene Ontology annotation, cellular component: endoplasmic reticulum. The coding region runs from base 1 to 2439 and encodes 812 amino acids. NCBI's taxonomy places the organism in Eukaryota, Metazoa, Chordata, Mammalia, Rodentia, Cricetidae. Gene Ontology annotation, biological process: GPI anchor biosynthetic process. The record is from RefSeq and is a predicted model, not a curated record. The transcript has 17 exons.